Molecule: messenger RNA, 289 nt
Organism: Funneliformis geosporum
Lineage: Eukaryota; Fungi; Glomeromycota; Glomeromycetes; Glomerales; Glomeraceae
Source: the annotation of a GenBank genome assembly
CAUUUUAUUGAACUUUCUUGGAGGGAAAAGUUAGAUAAAUUGCUAGGAAGUAUAAACGGCCUUAAAGUAUUGCAUGAUUCGGAUAUUAUUCACCGUGAUUAUCACAGUGGAAACAUCUUUUUUCCAAAUGAAAUUAGUUUUUUUAUAACAGGUGAUUUAGGAUUAAGUAAAUCAUCAACCGCAUCAUCAGAUGCAGACGAUAAUGAUAUUUAUGGGAUUAUUCCUUAUGUUGCUCCGGAGGUUUUUCAAGGGCAAGAAUAUACUAAAGCCUCAGAUGUGUAUGGCUUUG